AUGGCUGAGCAUCUUGCGUCCAUCUUUGGCACGGAGAAGGACCGCGUGAACUGCCCCUUCUACUUCAAGAUCGGCGCGUGCCGCCACGGCGACCGGUGCUCGCGCCUGCACAACAAGCCGUCCAUCUACCCGACGCUGCUGCUGUGCAACAUGUACCAGCGGCCGGACAUGAUCACCCCGGGCGUGGACGCGCAGGGCAACCCUAUCGACCCGGAGCGGAUCCAGGAGUACUUCGAGGACUUCUACGAGGACAUCUUCGAGGAACUGAGCAAGCACGGCGAGAUCGAGAGCCUCCACGUGUGCGACAACCUCGCGGACCACAUGAUCGGGAACGUGUACGUGCAGUUCCGCGAGGAGGAGCAGGCGGCCCGCGCCCUGCAGGCGCUGCAGGGCAGCUACUACUCGGGCCGCCCCAUCAUCGCCGAGUUCUCGCCGGUGACGGACUUCCGGGAGGCCACCUGCCGCCAGUUCGAGGAGCACAGCUGCAACCGCGGCGGCUACUGCAACUUCAUGCACGUCAAGCAGGUCGGCCGGGACCUGCGGUCGAAGCUGUUCGGCCACCUGCAUCGCUCCCACCGGAGCCACAGCCGGGGCAGCCGCAGCCCGAGCCCGUACCGCCGCCGCGGUAGCUCGUCCAGGUCCAGGGACCGCGACGAUGACCACGACUAUUACUACUACCACUACCGGAGCGGCAGUGGCAGCCGCAGGAGCAGCGAGAGACACCGCAGCCACGACAGCGACGGGAGCCGCCGUCGUCGCGGGCGGUCGAGGAGCCGGAGCAGGAGCCCGGUGAGGGAAGGCAGCGAGGAGAGGAGGGCAAAGAUUGAGCAGUGGAACCGCGAGCGGGAGGCAGCGCAGGUGUAA
Molecule: messenger RNA, 864 nt
Organism: Miscanthus lutarioriparius
Lineage: Eukaryota; Viridiplantae; Streptophyta; Magnoliopsida; Poales; Poaceae
Source: the annotation of a GenBank genome assembly